ACCUCUCUUGUAGGCCUAGUACAUUGGGGGAUAUUUUUCUGCAACACUCAUAAUGUUUACCAGGAAGGCUGGUCACUUGUAAAACAUUUUACAGAAACAAGACACCGCUUUGCAAAUAACUAGGCGGCCAAUAAUCACUGCCUGACGUUUUUUUUUUACUUAUAUGAAGUGUAGCUUGUAAUUUAGAUGUUCGCUAACUAUGUGAUUUUAUGCUGCGUUGCCUUCAUGCAAAGCACGCUGAUUUGAACGGAUACAGCCAGUUUCCCUUCCUUUUUUUCGACUUGAUAACUUGACUUGAUAGAUGAAUUUGACUAUCAUGGACCAAACUGAUAGUGUGAAUGCAGACCCAGUUCUUACUGUUAACAGGCAGGGCCGAUGCAAGAACUGGCGUAAUUGGGUGGGAUUUUGGUUACUGGGAUUGUGCAACAACUUUGCCUAUGUGGUGAUGCUGAGUGCGGCCCAUGACAUUCUAAAACAACAAGGGUCUGACAACUCCACAGUGCUGAUCCCAGCCUCAUCUCACUGGCACGUUGAAGGAGGGAAUGCCAGCAACAGCAGUCGAUAUGACUGCAACCCUGUUUCUACUGCGGCUGUACUGUUGGCUGAUAUUCUCCCUACUCUUAUCAUCAAAUUAUUUGCUCCAUUCCUUAUCCACAAAUUCCCUUAUGGUUUUCGAGUGUUGGUGUGUGUUGCCACAGCAAUUGUGAGCUUCCUUCUGGUGUCCUUCUCUUCAACAGUGUGGAUGAGCAUUAUGGGUGUUGUCUUUGCCAGUGUGAGCUCUGGACUAGGAGAACUCUCUUUUCUGUCUUUAACUGUGUUCUUUAGCAGAGAUGUUUUAGGGGGCUGGGGUUCAGGGACUGGAGGGGCAGGUGUGGCUGGAGCUCUGCUGUACUCGGCUCUCACACAGGUUGGCUUGUCACCCAGGGUUACACUGCAGGUAAUGCUGGUGGUCCCCGUUGCCAUGGUGGUCAGUUACUUCUUCCUGUUAGUAUUUCCCCCAUCCUUCCCACAGUGGCAGUGCGGAGAGGCGGGGCCUGCUCUGUCAGUCAGGGGCAGAUGUUCACAGGAGAGACAGCCUCUGAUGGAGGACUCCGCUGAGGAAGAGCAACCCCAGAGUGCUCCUGAAGAAUACAUGCCCACUGGACCACUGACCUUUACAGAGAAAUGUCAAUGUAUCAAAGGUCUCCUGGGGUUUGUUCUCCCUCUGGGCCUGGUUUACUUUGCUGAGUAUUUCAUCAACCAAGGCUUGAUGGAGCUCCUGUAUUUUCCUAAUUUUGUGUUUUCACAUGCAGAGCAAUACCGAUGGUACCAGACCCUUUACCAGGUGGGGGUGCUAAUCUCACGUUCCUCUCUCUGCUGUUUGAAGAUCAGGACAAUUUGGGCUUUAUCUCUGCUGCAGUGUGUGAAUGCUGUGCUGCUGGGCCUGGCGGUAUACUAUGAGUUCCUGCCCAGCGGUUGGUUGGUAUUUGGGAUUGUCCUUUAUGAGGGGCUGCUGGGAGGAGCGGCGUAUGUCAAUACCUUCUACUUCAUCAGCAAGGAGCAGACUGGAGACAGACAGAGGGAAUUUGCAAUGGCAGCUGCUAGCGUUGGGGACAGUAUGGGCAUCGCCUUGUCAGCCGUGACAGCAUUUCCAGUUCACAGAUACUUCUGUUCAUUAUGAGGGAGAUGUGGACUGAAUUGUCUUUCAUACAGUAAUGUAAAGUGAAGCAUGACAUCUUUGACUACUACGUAGGCCUUCACCAGUGCCUGACUGUCUUAUCACCCCACACUGAAUUUGACCGGUAAUUGUAACUGACAUUCUACUGAUUUCUGAUUGAUUCACACUGAAGAAUGAUAAUCAAUUAACGAUAAUCAAAUUGUGUUAUUUAACCAUGGCCAAAGUUAAAUUAGCUGCAGAGAAAUGGAAAAUGUUAUUUUUCUUAGAUUGUACACAAACCAUAUUUGCACACCCUUCUCAGUGUGAGAUAAAACUUUGUUGGUAUUGUUCAAAAUGUUUUGCCUUAUUUGUUGUUGUCUUGGGACCAAUUCAAACAUGUAUGUAGUUUGUGAAAUGGUAGUGUUUUUUGUUUCUUCAAACCUGGAAAGUU
Osmerus eperlanus (European smelt) is the source of this 2087-nucleotide messenger RNA. It is a transcript of the gene cln3, whose product is annotated as CLN3 lysosomal/endosomal transmembrane protein, battenin. The transcript has 15 exons. The record is from RefSeq and is a predicted model, not a curated record. Lineage: Eukaryota; Metazoa; Chordata; Actinopteri; Osmeriformes; Osmeridae. Gene Ontology annotation, cellular component: lysosome; membrane. Gene Ontology annotation, biological process: lysosome organization; regulation of intracellular pH. The coding region runs from base 302 to 1660 and encodes 452 amino acids.